Heterostelium album PN500 is the source of this 1116-nucleotide messenger RNA. It is a transcript of the gene p2xA, whose product is annotated as P2X receptor. Bases 1 to 1116 code for a protein of 371 amino acids. The transcript has 7 exons. NCBI's taxonomy places the organism in Eukaryota, Evosea, Eumycetozoa, Acytosteliales, Acytosteliaceae. The record is from RefSeq and is a predicted model, not a curated record.
AUGGCAAUCGAUUGGGAUAAUAUGUUGGUGUAUAGCACCGUAAAAGUUGUAAAGAUCAAAGAUAGAAAACUUUCUAUUUUGCAUUUCCUCUUUUUGAUUGCUAUUUUCGUUUAUAUCAUUAUCUAUUCAGUCAUCGUAAAGAAAGGUUACUUGGAGACUGAAGUACCAAUCGGUAGUGUAAGAGCUACUCUUAGAGCUCCAUCAAAUUUCACAUAUCCCUUACCAUAUUGUCAAGGACAACCAAAUGCUGAUCCAUCGAUCGGAUUUUUACCAUGUCAAUAUUGGGAUGAGAACUUGGUUACCUAUCCUUUGAAUGACAAAUCAGUUUCAAUUUCAACAAGAGUUAGAUCAUCUGUUCAAUCUGCAAACUGUUCAUUUGCAAGCCCAAACUGUAGAUACCAAGACGAUCCAACCAAAGAUGAAAACUUCUUUAUUGGUGAUAUCGAAAGAUAUACUAUUUAUAUAGAUCAUACAAUGUAUGCUUCAGGAUCAAAGAUUCAAAAGAAUGCUAAAUCUUUGAGUGGUAGAAUUAUUACAGCUGAUGAUAAAUCUGAAACUUUGGAUGAUGGAAUUUCAUCAGUUGGAAUUGCUGGCAAACCAGAUAUCAUUGAACUUGGAACUUUAUUAAAGUUGGCUGACAUUAACUUGGAUGAUCAAUCAUUGAUCGAUAAUUCCACUACUAUUAGAUACGACGGUAUCAACAUAUUUUUAUUUAUUACUUAUUCAAAUACAUUCAGUUAUAAUUUGAACAAGUAUCGUUAUACCUAUUCAGUCAGCAAGAUCGAAAACACCGAAUACACAGUUGCAGAGUCUGUCUAUACAACCGAUGUCGAAAAUAGAUACAUUUUUAAACGUCAUGGUAUCAGAAUUAUAUUUAUUCAAGAUGGAGAUAUCUCUACCUUCCAAUUCCAAGCUUUAUUGAUUACAUUGGUGUCUGGUCUAGGUCUUUUGGCAAUUGCUACAACCAUUACCGAUCUUUUGGCUAUUAAAUUGAUGCCACACAAGCAAACCUAUUCCAACUUUAAAUAUCAAGAGACCGACAAGAUUUCUAAUGAGAUCUCAAUGAACAAACUAGAAACUCAGAUUAAUAAUUUUGUUAGCAAUCAAAUCGUCUAA